AUAUCAUGUCAUUAUAUGGACGGAAUAAAAUUUGCUGAGUUUAAAUCAAAACACUGACGCGGCUACGUACAUGAUUAUAUUUAAGUUGUUAUUGUACGAAUCACCUUGACAACACGUUUUAAAAACACACUGACUGACUAUUUGCACUCCGUCUUGAAAAGCUUUUCGUCUAUUUACAAAAACUAUUAUUUGAAAGUCCUUUUCUCUAAUACCAACGAAGAGAAUGACAUUUGAAGCACAGCGCAUGGAGACGCCAAUUGUUCUGGAGAUGGACAGCGUGAGCGCAGAGGGUGAGCACAGAGGACUUGAGUACUUGGUGGAGGAGAUCAAGUCAAGGUACUCAAUAGACAAACUGCUGGGUGAAGGAGGUGAAGGUGCAGUAUAUGCAGGGGUUCGACUGUCGGAUGGCACCGAGGUUGCCAUAAAAGUUUCCAAGGUGGACCCUUACUUGGGAAUGAUAGCCAUCAGUGGAGAGACCACUCCCAUUCCCGUUGAGGUCGGACUGAUGAAGAUGGUCUCCCAGCCAGUCCGUUGCCCGGAAAUCCUGGAGCUGCUGGAAUGGGUUGUGGUCCAGGACUACCUGGUGCUUAUAUUAGAAAAACCAAGCCCCUGCAUGGACCUCCUGGACUUUUGUGAACUCCACGGAGGUAAGCUGCCUGAACUCCUGGCGAGGGACAUCAUGGUCCAGGUGGUUCAGGUAGCUUGUCAUUGCUGUGCCAGAGGAGUGUUCCACAAUGACAUCAAACUAGAGAACAUCCUCGUCAACACCGAGACGCUUCAGGUGAAGCUCAUUGAUUUUGGAGCUGGCGACCUGCUGAAGGAAACUCCCUAUACCUACAGCCCAGGCACCAAAUGUCCAAGAGCAGUAUCGCAGUGUGUGCCAGGCUGGAAGCUGCAUGACUUAAGAAUUUUGGAUAAUUAUGCCUUUUUAAGAAUCUUACACUCCAUAUUCACCUGUACAUUAGUCCAUGUCAUAAUCCCCUAAUUAUCUAAUGAUCUCACUCUCCAGAAUAAAAAAGAAAAAUCAGAAUCACAAAGGGAACUUUUGCAGGAGUAAAAAAAACUCUCAAAUUCUAAAUUAUUGACAUAUUUGUCAAUCUUGUGCCUGCACUGCAUCAUGUAGACCUCCAUGUAGAUGAGUAUGAUGAACCAUUGUGAGAGGCGCUGGCUGUGCAGGCUUUCCUUUGCCGUAUCUGGCAUCGCUACACUCUCCAAAGUGUCUCUCUACCUCUCAGAAGGAGUCUAAUAUUAUGCAACAGUGGACAACUGUGCCAGACAGACCAUCCAUGGAUAAAAAAAUGAGAAGGCACUCUACUGCGUUAUUCAUUCAUCUGCCAGGAAAGUAAAUAUUCAUAUAUACUGUAGUUGUAUUGAAAAGCAGGUUAACGUCCAUUGAAAAUGAUCAACGGACGUAACAAGAAAGCAAAGCUUUAAUGCUUCAAGUUACUGAAUGUGAUAUAUUGAUAUAAUAUGAUA
Molecule: messenger RNA, 1476 nt
Organism: Tachysurus fulvidraco (yellow catfish)
Lineage: Eukaryota; Metazoa; Chordata; Actinopteri; Siluriformes; Bagridae
Product: serine/threonine-protein kinase pim-1-like
Exons: 5
Coding region: 224-985 (253 amino acids)
Biological process (GO): regulation of mitotic cell cycle; protein autophosphorylation; negative regulation of apoptotic process
Cellular component (GO): cytoplasm
Molecular function (GO): ATP binding; protein serine/threonine kinase activity
Source: RefSeq, a predicted model, not a curated record